This is a messenger RNA of Solanum dulcamara, 1698 nucleotides long. RefSeq names its product proline transporter 1-like. NCBI's taxonomy places the organism in Eukaryota, Viridiplantae, Streptophyta, Magnoliopsida, Solanales, Solanaceae. The transcript is spliced from 7 exons. Gene Ontology annotation, cellular component: plasma membrane. Bases 251 to 1579 code for a protein of 442 amino acids. The record is from RefSeq and is a predicted model, not a curated record.
UUAGAUAAUUAAAUAAAAAUCUAGCUUGGUCGCCAAUAAAUAACCAACUUCCAAUCAAGUACCCAUCACUAUGCAAUCAUGGAGGAAAGCAAGUGGGACAAUGGCAAAUAAUAUCUGCAAUUGUCAAUAGGAAACAGACAUUUCACUACAUUGAAUUCACAGAGGAAGGAGGAAGAGAAGGAGGAGGGGUGCCAUAGCAGAAAGAGGCUGUAGAAUUGAGCUUUUUUGCUCUUUAGCCCUUCUGAUUUCGAUGUCAACGACGUCGUUUGAUCAUCCCCUUCUCCCAAAUGUGCACAAUCAUGAAAAAUUGGCUAUUGACAGUCCUAAUUCUGCACACCAAAUUAGUAAUGAUUCAUGGUUUCAGGUGGGAAUUGUUUUGGGCACGGGUGUCAACAGUGCCUUUGCUCUCGGAUAUGCUGGCAUAAUUAUGGUUCCUCUAGGUUGGGUUAGUGGUGUGGUUGGUCUGGUUUUGGCAUCAGCUAUAUCACUAUAUGCUAGUACCCUUAUUGCUAAGCUACAUGAAUAUGGGGGAAGAAGGCAUAUCAGAUAUAGAGACCUUGCGGGAUUCAUAUAUGGACAGACAGCCUAUUCACUUGUCUGGGCAUUGCAGUAUGCAAAUCUUUUCUUGAUAAAUACUGGAUUUGUCAUACUGGGUGGACGGGCAUUAAAGGCUUUCUAUGUUCUUUUUAGGGAUGACCAUCAGAUGAAAUUGCCACACUUCAUUGCAUUGGCCGGUUUCGCGUGUGUCCUUUUUGCCAUUGCUAUACCCCAUUUGUCAGCUUUAAGGGUUUGGCUGGGGUUUUCAACAUUCUUCAGUCUAGUGUAUAUUUGUAUAGCGAUUGCUUUGUCACUUAAAGACGGUCUUGAGGCACCUCCUAGAGACUACAGCAUUCCUGGAACCAAAAACAGUAGGACUUGGGCAACUAUUGGUGCUGCUGCUAACCUUGUUUUUGCGUAUAACACAGGGAUGCUUCCUGAGAUACAGGCUACUGUGAGAAAACCAGUUGUCAAUAACAUGAUAAAGGCCCUUAACUUUCAGUUCACUUUAGGAGUUGUUCCAAUGCAUGCUGUUACUUACAUUGGAUACUGGGCUUAUGGAUCAGGUGCAUCUUCCUAUUUGCUGAACAAUGUUAGUGGUCCAAUUUGGUUGAAGGGAAUGGCUAACAUUGCAGCUUUCUUGCAAGCUAUUAUCGCGCUGCAUAUAUUUGCGAGUCCGACGUACGAGUUCUUGGAUACCAAGUAUGGAGUUAAAGGGAGUGCACUGGCUUGUAAAAACUUGGCCUUCAGAAUCAUUGUUAGAGGUGGUUAUAUAGCCAUUACAGCUUUCCUUUCUUCUCUGUUGCCCUUUUUGGGAGACUUCAUGAGCCUUACUGGGGCUAUCAGUACAUUUCCACUCACAUUUAUACUUCCAAAUCACAUGUACAUUGUUGCUAAGAGAAAGAAGCUGUCAUUAUUGCAGCAGAGUUGGCAUUGGCUCAAUAUUUUUUUCUUUAGUUGCAUUGCAGUUGCUGCAUUAGUAGCUGCAUUGAAGCUCAUCACAAUAGACUCUAAGACAUACCAUGUCUUUGCUGAUUUGUAAUUUUAUUUUUUCACUAUUUGAGGAGAUAAUGUUACCAUCUUUGGUGAUAUGUAAAUGUUAAAUUAUUCAGUUAUGAUAAAGUUUCUUCUGAUUUUUAUACUAAGAGAAAGGUAAAUAUA